GCAGCCGCUAUAUAUUGCUAAAAGCUUGGGACGUCUUAACACUGCUGCAAUCCCUAGCACCGAGAACUCAGUGCCGCCUGCCUCUCUAGCUCUCUACAUUUCCGACUUCCAGGUAAGCGGUAAAGAUGGCAGAAGCAGCUGUGGUGGCUCCACCAAAUCCGGAAGUUAAUCAGCCACACCACGAUGUCAAGCUCUUCAAUCGCUGGACUUUCGAGGAUAUUACCGUAAAUGACAUUUCUCUUGCUGACUAUAUUGGAGUCCAAGCUAAGCACGCUACAUAUGUCCCACACACAGCUGGGAGAUACUCUGUCAAGCGUUUCAGGAAGGCCCAAUGCCCAAUUGUUGAAAGGCUUACAAACUCACUGCAGAUGCAUGGCAGAAACAACGGAAAGAAACUGAAGGCUGUGACCAUUAUCAAACAUGCUAUGGAGAUCAUUCACCUUUUGACUGACCAGAACCCAGUCCAAGUUAUUGUUGAUGCUGUUGUCAACAGUGGGCCUCGUGAAGAUGCUACUCGUAUUGGCUCAGCUGGUGUUGUCAGGCGUCAGGCUGUUGAUAUUUCACCUCUUAGACGUGUAAACCAAGCCUUGUAUCUCCUUACCACUGGUGCUCGUGAGGCUGCUUUUAGGAACAUCAAGACCAUAGCUGAAUGCUUGGCUGAUGAACUUAUCAAUGCAGCCAAGGGUUCCUCAAACAGCUAUGCCAUCAAGAAGAAGGAUGAGAUUGAAAGAGUUGCCAAGGCCAACCGUUGAAGAAUCUAUUUAGAAUGGUGGGUGGAGUUUUGUUAUUCCUUAGACAAUUUUUUUUUUAAACUUUUUGAGGGUCUUAAUUAUUUGGACAUGUGUUUGCUGUCCCUGGCAGAGAGGUUCUUGCUUAUUUUUGGAGUUCCAUUAUAAUGUUAAGAAUGCAGUAGCAACUUUAAUUCUUGCUGUGUUUUUGGUUCUUCUUGAUGGUUGGGGGCGGCUUGUUUA
Molecule: messenger RNA, 971 nt
Organism: Populus euphratica (Euphrates poplar)
Lineage: Eukaryota; Viridiplantae; Streptophyta; Magnoliopsida; Malpighiales; Salicaceae
Product: 40S ribosomal protein S5-like
Exons: 5
Coding region: 126-752 (208 amino acids)
Biological process (GO): translation
Cellular component (GO): small ribosomal subunit
Molecular function (GO): structural constituent of ribosome
Source: RefSeq, a predicted model, not a curated record